Molecule: messenger RNA, 4404 nt
Organism: Pipra filicauda (Wire-tailed manakin)
Lineage: Eukaryota; Metazoa; Chordata; Aves; Passeriformes; Pipridae
Gene: CDK16
Product: cyclin dependent kinase 16
Exons: 17
Coding region: 121-1485 (454 amino acids)
Biological process (GO): neuron projection development; protein phosphorylation; exocytosis
Cellular component (GO): nucleus; synaptic vesicle; cytoplasm
Molecular function (GO): ATP binding; protein kinase activity
Source: RefSeq, a predicted model, not a curated record
CGCCGCUCCCGCCCGGCCCGGCCCGGCCCGGCCCCCCCGGAGCCGCCCGCGGGGUCGGGCCCGGCCCCGCCAUGGCCGAGGAUUUCUGGGAGGCCCCGCGCCGCUGAGCCGGGCUCGGCCAUGGACCGGAUGAAGAAGAUCAAGCGGCAGCUGUCGAUGACGCUGCGGGGGGGCCGCGCCCCCGAGAAGGGUCUGGGGGACCCCCGCGACGGCCACGGCAGCGACAGCGAGGCAGGGGGGGAGGAGGGGCGAAUGGGAUCGGACGGGGAGAGUGACCCCCCCUCGGGGACAUCCUCGGAGGAGGUGGCAUCGCCCGUGCGCCUGCGCCAGCACCCGCGGCCCAGCGCCUGCGAGGACGUCACCAAGCGCCUGUCCCUGCCGGCCGACACCCGCCUGCCUGAGGGGGGGCUGGGGCUGCCCGGGCCCCUCAGCCGCCGCCUGCGCCGCGUCUCCCUGUCGGAGAUCGGUUUUGGGAAGUUGGAGACCUACGUCAAACUGGACAAACUGGGAGAGGGCACCUACGCCACGGUGUACAAGGGCCGCAGCAAACUGACCGAGAACCUGGUGGCCCUGAAGGAGAUUCGGCUGGAGCACGAGGAGGGGGCACCAUGCACGGCCAUCCGCGAGGUGUCGCUGCUGCGGGAUCUCAAACAUGCCAACGUGGUGACGCUGCAUGACAUCGUCCACACGCCCCAGUGCCUCACCCUCGUCUUUGAGUACUUGGAUCGGGACCUCAAGCAGUACCUGGAUGACUGUGGCAACGUCAUCAGCAUGCACAAUGUCAGGCUGUUCCUGUUCCAGCUGCUGCGGGGCCUCGCGUUCUGCCACCGGCACAAGGUGCUGCACCGCGACCUCAAGCCCCAGAACCUCCUGCUCAGCCGCCGUGGGGACCUCAAGCUCGCCGACUUCGGCCUGGCCCGAGCCAAGUCCAUCCCAACCAAGACGUACUCGAGCGAGGUGGUGACGCUGUGGUACCGCCCGCCCGACAUCCUGCUGGGCUCCACCGAGUACUCCACCCAGAUCGACAUGUGGGGCGUUGGCUGCAUCUUCUCAGAGAUGGUGACGGGGCGGCCGCUGUUCCCCGGAGCCACCGUGGAGGAGCAGCUGCACUUCAUCUUCCGCCUGCUGGGGACCCCGACGGAGGAGACGUGGCCGGGGAUCGGGGCCAACGCUGAGUUCCGGGCCCACAAGUACCCGCUGUACCCGCCCGAGGGGCUGCGGCACCACGCCCCACGGCUGGACCACGACGGCGCCGACCUGCUGGGGCAGCUGCUGCAGUUCGAGGGGCGACGGCGGCUGCCGGCGGCGGAGGCCAUGGCUCACCCGUUCUUCGGCUGCCUGGGCCCGCGGGUCAGCGCCCUGCCCGACACCACCUCCAUCUUCGCGCUGAAGGAGAUCCAGCUGCAGAAGGAGCCGGGGCUGCGCGCGGCCCCCCUGCCCCCCCCAGGUUCUUCCGCCUUCCGGGUGCUCGACACUGAAUUCUGAUGCUGAGCAGCCCCUGGACUGCUGCUGCAACCCCCCAGGACCCCCCAAAACUGGGGGGGGUUGCCACAAAACUGGGGGGUGACGCCCAAGAUAAGGGGUCACCCCAGAACUACAGGAGGGCCCCCUGGACCGGUAACCACGGCCCCCCAAAAGACCCCCUGAGGAACCGCUGCUGGAUUUGGGGGGCGUCAUGUGGGACCCCCCAUUGGAGGGGGGUUUGGGGUCCCCCCUAUUUUUUUGGGGAGUUCCCUUGAGUCUGGGGUUUCUUCCCCCCAAUUUACUUCGAGUUUUAUUUUUUCAAGGCAAUAUUAUAAAUAAGAGUCUAUAUGGGUCCCUCCCCUCAAGGGGCGGGGCUCAGAGGGGGUGGAGCACAGCAGGGUGGGGCCUAGCAGGGGCAGGGCCACCCUGGGAGCAGUUUUGGGGCAGGGGGCGGGGAGGGUGAGUUACAGUGCCCUUCUGUGCUUACUCUGAGGUUACUUACACUCAACUCCAGGGUUACCCUGUUGUUAUUUGGGGCCUCAGCAUCUCCCAGGAGGUUCCCCAGGGUGGAGGGGCUUCCUCUGAGGUUGGUCCCACUUCACUCCAGGGUGACCCCAGGGUUACUCAGGCCCAACUCUGACUUUACUCCAAGGCAGCUCAGGCCCAGCUCUGUGGCCGUAUCUGCCCUACUCCAGCCUUAUUUCAUGACUCCUCAGCCUCUCCUUGCUCACUGCUGUGGUGUUACUCAGUUUCUACUCUUGAUUACUCAGAUGCUACUCAGCUGGGGCUCCCCUCCCUCCCCUGGGUUGCUCGUGGAGAUUAUUACUCCGAGCCUUCUUGGCCCUUAUGUUGAGGUUGGUUGGUACUUUACUCCUACCCAGAUUUUACUCCAGUGUUACUCAUGAUUGAGGGGGGUGGUCUUUACUCUGAGCUUUCUCAGCUCUUAGUCUGAAGUCACUUGAUACGUUGCCCCUAUUCAGAACUUACUCCAGGGUUUCUUCUGGGUGUCCUUACUUUGAGUUUACUCAGUCUGAGGUUACUCAGUGCUUCUAGACAGAACUUACUCCAGGGUUACUCAUAUGGGCCCUUACUCUGGGUUUGCUCAGCUCAUCCUUUUGUGUUGUUUGAUACUUUACUGCUACUCGCACCUUACUCCAGGGUUACUCCAUAUGGUUCAUUCUCCUUUGCCUUUGCCCCACACUUACUCUGGUGUUACCAACCCUUUGGCCUACUCACUGCUUCCGUGGAAGUUACGCGCGUGCUCCUCUGUUGCUGCCCAGCUAUUCGCCACAGUGACUCAGCCCUUACUCAGAAGUUACUCAGCCCUUACCACCUUCUGCUACUCAGCUCUCCCUAUUUAUUGCUUGAAUCCCAGGUUCUCUCAUCCUCAAAGCUGUACUCCGGCAUUACACAAAUCUUGGCCUGCCUCAUCUUACUCAGAGGUUGCUCAGCCCUUACUAGCAGGUUACUUAAAUGCAUCUUAAUGCUGACUUGCUCCACACUUGUAAUUGGGCUUGUGUGGUGGGUCCUCAGAAGGGACUUAGGCCUUACUGAACACUUAAUGCUUACUCAGAAGUUACUAAGGCCUUAGUAGGCCAGCCCUGUUUACCCCCCAGUGGGUUUGGGGUUACAUGGCAGCGCCUUCUUUGCUACUCAACCUUUACUCAGAUGAUACAAAGCCCCUCUUCUGCUUACGAGCUUCCCCCGCCCUCCAGUCGCUUCCUUAGCCCCUCCUUGUGCUACUCAGAGGUUGCUGAGUUGACCUGUGUCACAUCUUUACUCAUGUUACUCAGUCUCAGCUCUGGUGUUUCCUGCUCCCCCUGUUCUUCCAGGCCUUUUCUCUGAGGAUACCCAAUGGAUACACCUCCUUCACUGCUUGCUGUGGUGUUACUUACCCUUUGCACUUCCAGGAUGCUCUCAACUAUCUUCUGGGCCUCACAGCUCUUACUCCAAGGUUACUCAGCCCUUGCUGUUGUUCAGUAUCUUGAAGUUACUUGAGGUUUGUUAUGUUGAAGUUACUCAGAUGCUACUAGAGAUCACAACUUACACUGAGAUUGCAAAAGUUACCCAGUACACUGGUGGGAGGGGAGUAGUCUUUACUCAAGAGUCGCUUAUCCCCUUACUCCAAGGUUCCUACGUACCCAGUGGCCACACAAUUGUUACUCUGUGGUCAAUCCUUGCUCUGAAAUUACUCAUCCCUUACUCCAAGAGCACUCAGCCUCCACUUCUCACUCCAGGGUUACCCAGUCCCCAUCCUUGGGCUAAUCAGGUGUUACUCCAGAGUUACUCACACUUGAUGCAGAGGUGACACUUCACUCUUGGGUUACUCACAUGCCCCCCACCCCGAGGCCGAGGCCGCACAAAAUGGACACUUUACAUUGAGGGCGAUUUGUGCCCUGGGGGAGAGAGAACUUAUAAGUUACUCACGCUUUACCUUGAGGUUACUCCCAUCUCACCCCCCUCCCAUCCAGCCUCACUCAGGAUCGCCAAACCUCGCCCACCCGUCCCGUCCCUGUCUCUAUAGGUACCGUGUAUAUAUGUACAGGGGGAGGAGCAGGGGGCGUGGCUUUUUAUAUGCAGUGGGAGGGGGCCCGCCCCGCCCCCCCCCCGCCCCCUAUAGCGCCCUGCGGGGCCGCGGGAGCCCCGUCGGAAGGGCCCUUGGACUGUUCGGGGGCUCGGCGGGUCCGCGGGGGCUCCUAUGGCCCCCUUGGCGGGUCCCUGUGGCCCCCGGGGGGUCUGUGGGUCUCUAUAGGGUGGGGAGUUCCCUAUAGCUCACACGGGGGCCCGGGAGGGGGGAGUGGGGUGCGCGGAGCCCCUCUGGCCCCGGGGGGGUCAUGGAUUCUACGGGGGGUCGCUCCCCCGGCAUCACGGGGGGAGGGGAAGGGGCGGGGCCGCGGCGUUUCGGCUGUAACGGGACCGACCAUUAAAGCCUCCCCGGGA